AUCUAAAGGGUUAAUACCAUGACGUCAGACUCCAGAAGACAUCGCUGUGGUAGUGAGACACCUCUUCAUCCGGUCUAAUUGUACAUUUCAAAGUUUCCAUCAGGCCUUGUGCUCAUCCUGAAGUGUCCACUCAAGUCGCAGCCCUGCAUUUCAAAACAGAAGACGAGUAUUUCGCCAUGAAUUCUGACAUGGAUGGGGACAUAGAAAACCAGGUGGAACUGGAGGAGAAGACCAGACUUAUAAACCAGGUCCUUGAGUUGCAGAAUACUCUUGAAGAUCUCUCAGCUCGGGUGGACGCAGUAAAAGAAGAAAAUCUGAAGUUAAAAUCAGAAAAUCAGGUUCUUGGGCAGUACAUUGAGAACCUCAUGUCGGCAUCUAGCGUGUUUCAGACCACUGACUCCAAAAGCAAACGGAAGUAAGAGAGCAUCCCUCUCUCCCAGACCCACAACCCCACGCAGAUAAACCCUUCCACUAGACUAAUUUUAUCCCUAUGUCACUAAAAUGGUAAAUGUUUACAUUUGUUUUAUUUAUCAGUAUUAAUGUUUGUUUACAUUUCAUUUUCAAUGGCUUUGUUCAACAUGCUAAAAAUCCUUUUUAGUUAGGUUGUUUUUUUGUAGUUUUUUAUGUUCAGACAGGGUAUGAUAUUAAUUAGUAAUAUUUUAAAUUGUUUUUAAAAUAUGUAUUUUGUAUUUCACACUUUUGUUUUGUAGUUGAGAGUGCAGUUGUGAUGGCAUGACAGUUGCUCUCUCUGUAUCAGCACUGAUUAUACUCAAGUCGAGAGAAAACAUUUCAGGUCAUUCUGAUCAGGGAAUGAAAUUUAGACCCUUUUCUUGGUGCUAUCAACAGAAGGGAGUUCUCUGGCAUGCAUUACACCUGUGCCUCCUCUGAAUAUCUUUAUGCAUUUGUUGUGUUUGUAUGUGUAGAAUCUUACCAUUGUGUGGCAUUGCAAAUGCCUGUUUUAAUUAAAAAAUAAUAAUAAUAAUUUGCUGUGCUGUGAGUGAGUCCUUCUGUUUAGGUUCUGUAGGCCCCUGUGGUUGUUUGCUUCUCGUUCAGUCACCUCACUUCAUCUGGGAUUCAAGUCUACACAUAUUCCACCAGAGUUUGGAGGACUAUAGUCUCUGGUACCCAUCUGCUCUCAUCAGAGGAGUGAGGAACUGAGUCUCAUAGAGUAGCAUUAUUAUCCACACGCCUUCCUCUCCUUCACCCUUGCUCUCAAUCGUGAAUAUGCAUCUGAAUGUGUGUCUUCAUCUUUCACAGGGUCACCAAAGGUGUUCGGAAGGACAAACAGUCUAGUGUUUAACUAUGCAGUAACCAAUAUGUUGGAAUGAUAACCUACAGCAAGACCAAGAUUAAAACUGAAAACUGUA
Molecule: messenger RNA, 1367 nt
Organism: Rhinichthys klamathensis goyatoka
Lineage: Eukaryota; Metazoa; Chordata; Actinopteri; Cypriniformes; Leuciscidae
Gene: scocb
Product: short coiled-coil protein b
Exons: 4
Coding region: 177-419 (80 amino acids)
Cellular component (GO): trans-Golgi network
Source: RefSeq, a predicted model, not a curated record